AUGUCGAAUCCCUCCUUCGAUUCCCCUCGAAGGUCCGCUGUGUUUGGCCGUCAGCCAGAGGAACUGCAUAUGCCAUCUACGGGCCUGAACAAUCCAAAUUUGUCCCGUCAGCCUCCCUCCCAUGACUUCCCCGCGGCCCAAGACACAGGUGCAGGCGCAAGCGCUGGCGCAACUCAGGUCCCCUCGAUCAAUCUUCAACCUUCCUCCCAAUCCGUCCAGUAUGGAAGUGGCAGUGGAAGCAGCAAUAACACUUUACCAGGCGCCCUCACCCCAGGAGGUCAGAAUCGCCCACCAGCUGUCUCGGCCAACACAGCCCCGUCGGUUAUCCCCACCUUACCGUCAUCGGGACAGCAGCCCAGCCAUCGAUCAAGCAUGAUAAACUCUCAUGGUCAUUCUCGAUCUAGCCCGGCUGGGUUCGAUCAGUCUAUGUACAAACAACCUGGGGUACCGGAUGAGUCUAAGUAUCCCACGUCUCCGGGAACUGGAUACCCGCCCCAGACCCCGCAAGGCUCUAAGUAUUCGCCGCUUGGCCUGGCAGACGUUCGCCUUCCUGGUGACUAUUAUCUAGGAGGCUCACUUAUGAGCCCAGGUGCUGCCGCAUACAACAGCGAUAAUCAAGUGCCGACCAACAGCAACUACAUUGCUCCUUGGCCCAUUUACGCUGUCGACUGGUGCAAAUGGCCAAUUUCUGGGAGCUCAAGCUCAUUUGGUGGAAAAUUGGCCCUCGGAAGUCACUUGGAAGACAAUCACAACUUCAUACAAAUUGUUGAUACGCACUGGGCCCAGCCUGAUCCUGAUACCCCGGACGCGGCAGCAGGGGAGAUCAAGCUAGAAUAUGUCAAAACAGCUGAAGCGACACAUUCAUAUCCCGUCACGCGUAUUCUGUGGGAACCACCAUCGUCCCAAAAGCAGUCUACUGAUUUGCUUGCCACAUCUGGCGAUCAUCUUCGCUUGUGGUCGCUCCCCAAUUCCCAACCAGCGCCGAGCUCAAACACCAUCACGCGGCCUUCCAGCCAACCUACUGCAAAGCUCUCUCCUUUAGCACUGCUCUCUAACUCUAAAUCUCCUGAGCAUACCGCCCCAAUCACUUCUCUGGACUGGAAUACGAUCUCUCCAAGCUUGAUCAUCACAUCCAGCAUUGAUACAACCUGCACAAUCUGGGAUAUCCCAACUUUGACAGCCAAGACCCAGCUGAUUGCUCAUGACAAGGAAGUAUUUGACGUUCGGUUCUGUGCCAACAGUGUCGAUGUCUUUGUGAGCUGUGGUGCUGACGGCAGUGUUCGCAUGUUUGAUCUGCGGAGCCUAGAGCACAGCACUAUCAUUUACGAGCCAUCGGAGAAGACUGAAGUUAAGCCGGUGAUGAGCCCCGGUAACGCAAGUCCACCUGGAUCACAGGCGGGAGCUUGGCCUCCGCCACUGCUGAGAAUUGCUGCAUCCCCACACGAUGCUCAUCUCCUGGCCACUUUCUCCCAGGAUUCCAGCGUUGUCCGUGUUCUUGAUGUGAGACAACCCGGGCAAGCCUUGCUUGAGCUGAAGGGCCAUUCUGCCGCGCUCAACUGCGUCGAAUGGUCACCAAGCCGGCGUGGUCAUCUUGCCUCUGGUGCAGACGACAGCCUUGUCCUCCUUUGGGACCUCAUUAACCAACACAAUGCCGUGCCUCUGUCAUCCACUCCCCAUAGCUCCGGUUCUCAAUCCACCACCGAGCGUGGACCCACUGCCGCCUGGCAAUGCGACUACGAAAUAUCCAAUAUUAGCUGGUCCCCACAGGGUGGAUCCAACCCCUCAGGUCAACCACGGGAAUGGCUCGGUGUUUGUGGCGGACGCGGGAUAUGGGGCGUCGCACUAUAA
This is a messenger RNA of Penicillium verhagenii, 1848 nucleotides long. RefSeq lists its product as uncharacterized. Gene Ontology annotation, molecular function: protein binding. Bases 1 to 1848 code for a protein of 615 amino acids. The transcript is spliced from 4 exons. Gene Ontology annotation, cellular component: nucleus. The record is from RefSeq and is a predicted model, not a curated record. NCBI's taxonomy places the organism in Eukaryota, Fungi, Ascomycota, Eurotiomycetes, Eurotiales, Aspergillaceae.